AUGCCGGUCCAAAUCGCCGUUAUCGGCGCCGGCAUCACCGGCCUGAGCGCAGCCCUGCGCCUGGUCGAGGAGCUCGGCGACACGGUUGAGGUGACGGUGGUGGCACGCGACUUCCCGGCACCGGCUGAGAGCUUCUUCUUUGACGCGCCGGCAGCAGUGAACUUUUCGUCGCCAUGGGCCGGCGCCCACAACCGCUGGGUGCUCUGGGUGGCAGACGGGACGGCCGAGGCGGCGGCCCAGGCACGCGACCACGGCUUUGCGCUGGCGACAUACCGCCAUAUGCAGGCAGUGCAGGCCCAGAAUCCCGAGGCCGGCAUCACCUUUCUGCCGGGCAUCGAGUAUCUGGAGGCGCCAGGACCCGAAUACACGCAGCUGGCCGACGAGGCCGUGCAGACGGCGCUGGGCUUCCACGACGCCGAUCUGGGCCUGGGUUUCCGGCUGCUGGGCGCGGACGAGUUCCCGGCCGCCGAGGCUGGCUCCAACGCGGUCGUCUUUGGCCUCACGUACCGCACCUGGUGCGUCAACCCGAUGGUCUACUGCGCCUUUUUGCUGCGCCGCUUCUCGGCUGCUGGAGGUCACGUGCAGAAGCGCGAGUUGCGCAGUCCGAGCGAGCUGCUGCAGGCCACCUUCGACCUCGUCGUCAACUGUUCCGGCAACGGCUUCGGCGACGACACCAACAUGUUCAUCACGCGCGGCCAGACCUGUCUGGUGCGCAACCGCUGCGACGCCACCGUCACGCGGCAGAGCGCUGACGGCAGCUGGUCCUUCUCGGUGCCGCGCUUCUACGAUGGCGGCACCAUCAUCGGCGGCACCAAGGAGCCCGACAACUGGGACGCGACCCCAUCGCUGGCCGUUCGCGAGCACCUGCUCUCCCGCUUCGCCGCCACCUACCCGUCUGUGCUGCAGGGCGGCAGCACGCCUGGCCGCUUCGACGUCAUCGCCGAUGUCGUCGGCCGGCGUCCCACUCGACGCGGAGGCAUGCGGCUCGAGACCGAGGCCACGGCCAAAGGUCCCAUCGUGCACGCCUAUGGCGUCGGUGGUCGCGGCUACGAGAUCUCCUGGGGCGUUGCCGGCGCUGUGGUUGGCCUCGUCCAGGAACAGCUCAAGAGGACCGGCCGGAAACCGUUUGCAGCCAGCCUGUAG
Grosmannia clavigera kw1407 is the source of this 1143-nucleotide messenger RNA. Its product is annotated as FAD dependent oxidoreductase superfamily. The coding region runs from base 1 to 1143 and encodes 380 amino acids. Lineage: Eukaryota; Fungi; Ascomycota; Sordariomycetes; Ophiostomatales; Ophiostomataceae. The transcript has 2 exons. Gene Ontology annotation, molecular function: D-amino-acid oxidase activity; FAD binding. The record is from RefSeq and is a predicted model, not a curated record.